This is a messenger RNA of Oncorhynchus tshawytscha (Chinook salmon), 2521 nucleotides long. RefSeq names its product MAGUK p55 subfamily member 3. Gene Ontology annotation, cellular component: cell-cell junction; plasma membrane. The record is from RefSeq and is a predicted model, not a curated record. The transcript is spliced from 20 exons. Bases 159 to 2000 code for a protein of 613 amino acids. Lineage: Eukaryota; Metazoa; Chordata; Actinopteri; Salmoniformes; Salmonidae. Gene Ontology annotation, molecular function: protein binding.
GGGAGGAGGCGGACAUUCUGUAGCAGCAGGUUUGUGAGCGCAGAAGCCGGAGAAGGAAUCGGAGCGAGAGAAACAGUGUGGCUGCAGUGAGGAAGGAGAGACACAUACAGAGAGAGGACAGAGAGACAGAGAGAACGGCCUCACCUUUUUGCUGACCCAUGAAAGAAGCCAUGCCGGUCCUCUCAGCAGGCACAGGCCUGCACGAGACUCUGGCCCUUCUGACGUCCCAGCUGCGUCCUGAUGCCAACCACAAGGAGGACAUGGUCUUCCUCAAAGACGUCUUCAGUGAGAAGAGCCUGGGUUACCUCAUGAAGAUCCAUGAGAGGCUGAGACAGUACGAGCGCCAGAGUCCUACACCUGUCCUUCACAGUGCCGCCUCCUUGGCUGAGGAUGUGGCAGAGGAGCUGCAGAGUGGACCAAUGAGUGUUGAGGAGAAGGAACUCCUACAGCUGUUGACGUCCCACCAUCUCAAGGCCGUUUUGUCAGUUCAUGACACGGUUGCCCAGAAGAACUUUGACCCCGUGUUGCCACCGCUGUCUGACGACUUCGAGGACGAGCUGGAGGAGGAGUCAGUGAAGAUUGUCAGACUGGUCAAGAACAAGGAACCACUGGGGGCCACCAUCAGACGGGAUGAGACCACAGGGUCUGUGAUCGUGGCACGCAUCAUGAGGGGCGGGGCUGCAGACCGGAGUGGACUGGUCCAUGUAGGAGACGAGCUGCGGGAGGUCAACGGCAUCUCCAUCAUUCACAAGAGACCUGAUGAGAUCAGUCAGCUUCUGUCCCAGUCUCAGGGCUCUAUCACCCUGAAGAUAAUCCCAGCCGUUAAGGAGGAGGACCGCCUGAAGGAGAGCAAGGUCUACAUGAGGGCCCUGUUUGACUACAUCCCUGCUGAUGACAAGGCCACGCCCUGUCAGGAGGCGGGACUUCCCUUCAAGCGAGGUGACAUCCUGCAGGUGGUAACUCAGGACGACCCCACCUGGUGGCAGGCCAAACGGGUGGGCGACAGCAACCUCCGGGCUGGACUUAUCCCCUCCAAACUCUUCCAGGAGAGACGGCUGGCUUACCGGAUAAAAACGGGCACACUUCCGAACCCUAAAUCCCCUAAAAAUCCUACCUAUGACCAAGGAUGUGACAAAGAGGACUGUGAUUGUGAGGGCUAUUUCAAUGGACAGUACAUAGUCUCUCCUAAGUGUAAAGCAGUGGCGCCCUCCUGUGGCCAGGUGUUUUCCUGGGAAUUUUAUUCAGCGGGUCUGAGGAGGAGUUUCCGUCUGAGCCGAAAGGACCGGUCAGGAUCCCUCGGAGGAGGGGCCACCUCCGACCCCACCGACCCAGACUUUGCCACCUACGAGGAGGUGACACGCUACCAGCACCGGCCCAACGAGAGACCCCGCCUGGUGGUUCUGAUCGGCUCCCUUGGAGCUCGUAUCAAUGAGCUGAAACAGAAGGUGAUCGCAGAGAACCCCCAUCGCUAUGCUGUGGCCGUACCGCAUACCACCAGGCCCAAGAAGCCUCAUGAGAAGGAGGGGGUGGAGUACCACUUUGUCACCAAGCAGGCAUUUGACGCAGACUCUCUGAGCAACAAGUUCAUAGAGCAUGGGGAGUACAAGGAGAACCAGUAUGGUACCAGCAUAGAGGCUAUCCGCUCUGUACAGGCCAAGAACAAGAUGUGCCUAGUGGACGUGCAACCAGAGGCUCUGAAGACACUGCGGACAUCUGAGUUCAAGCCCUAUGUCAUCUUCGUCAAGCCGCGUGUCCCGGAGAGCAGACGCCGUCGUAGUGCUGCCACUUCACCAGCAGGGGGAGAUCACGGGCGAGUGACGGAUGAGGACCUGCAGGAAAUGCGUCAGUCAGCCCAGCAGAUGGACCAGCGGUAUGGCCACCUGGUCGACCGGGUCCUAAUCAAGGAGGACUCAGCCAGCGCCUGCACAGAACUCCGAGGCAUUCUGGAGCGCCUGGAGCGUGAGACCUUCUGGGUACCCCUCUGCUGGGUGCGGACCUAACCCCGCUCUCCCCAACCACCACCCUCCAGAGAGGGGGAUCACAGCCCCCAGCCCUUCCUCCAGCAGGACCCCCCCCAUCCCUUUUCUGAUCUCCUGGACCCCUUGGCCAGCCUGUAGGGUGUGGAAGAUCCUGCCCCAAACCCUGGCCUGAUAUCGGGCCAGCAACACACUGGCACUAGGGGAGAAGGGCAUGCAGCAAAACCCUUUGGAACGUUUCUGUGUUUGGGAUAUUCAAAGGGAAAGAUUGUUGUUCUGGCUAUUAAACAAAACACACACACACGCAAUCCAUUGUUCAAAUUCAUGUUGUUCAUAUAUUUAUUCAAGUUUUUUUAUUUUAUUAUUUAUGUCAGUCAGUCAGCCAGACAGACAUCUUUAUUGUGGGUCCAUGUGACAUGCCAUCCGUAGCUUCCUUUGGUCCGCAGUGUCUUGUACUUGAGUUUCCCCUUAAGAUAAUAAUACAGUAUAUCACAAUAGUGAGUACACCCCUCAAAAGUAAGUACACCCCUAAGUGAAAAUGUCCA